Talpa occidentalis (Iberian mole) is the source of this 930-nucleotide messenger RNA. RefSeq names its product olfactory receptor 4C45-like. The transcript has a single exon. Gene Ontology annotation, molecular function: olfactory receptor activity; G protein-coupled receptor activity. Bases 1 to 930 code for a protein of 309 amino acids. The record is from RefSeq and is a predicted model, not a curated record. Gene Ontology annotation, cellular component: membrane. Gene Ontology annotation, biological process: G protein-coupled receptor signaling pathway. NCBI's taxonomy places the organism in Eukaryota, Metazoa, Chordata, Mammalia, Eulipotyphla, Talpidae.
AUGGAAAGGAUGAACAAUGUAACAGAAUUCGUUCUACUGGGUCUGACCCAGAAUCCAGAAUUGCAGAAAAUCUUAGGUACUGCAUUUUUAAUUGCCUACUUAAUCACAUUGACAGGAAACUUGUUCAUCUCCACCACCAUCUUUAUCAGCCCAGCCCUGGGUUGUCCCAUGUACUUUUUUCUGGCUUUUUUGUCCAUCGUAGACACUUUCUACUCUACUUCCAUAACACCCAAAAUGAUCUUUGACUUGAUCUCUGAAAAGAAUACCAUAUCCUUCAAUGGCUGCAUGACUCAGGUCUUCACUGAACAUUUAUUUGCUGGAGCCGAGAUCAUCUUGUUAGUGGUCAUGGCCUAUGACCGCUAUGUGGCCAUCUGUAAGCCUUUGCACUACAUGACCAUCAUGAGCCGACCUGUGUGUAUUUUCCUGGUGGCAAUGGCAGGGGUUUUAGGGUUUAUUCAUGCAGGGAUCCAGAUUUUUUUCAUAGUCCAGUUACCAUUCUGUGGCCCCAAUGUCAUUGACCAUUUUCUGUGUGAUUUAAUUCCUCUCUUGAAACUAGCAUGCACAGACACCCAUACUUUGGGACCCCUCAUUACUGCCAACAGUGGCUCAAUGUGUUUGCUCACGUUUUCUCUGCUCGUUGCUUCCUACAUUUACAUCCUGUACUCCCUGAGAAACCACAGUGCUGAGGGGCGUCGCAAAGCCCUGUCUACCUGCGCCUCUCACGUCACUGUGGUCAUCUUGUUCUUUGUACCUUGUUCAUAUCUGUACCUAAGACCUAUGAUCUCCUUCCCCAUUGACAAAGCUGUGAGUGUAUUUUAUACCAUAGUAACUCCUAUGCUGAACCCUUUGAUCUACACCCUCAGAAAUGCAGAAGUAAAAAACAUCAUGAAGAAAAUGUUGGGGCAAUUAAUUAAAACUGAAGAUAAAUAA